AUGGCGCGCCCCGGCAGCCGCCGCGCCCGCCGCCUGCCGCCUCCGGCGAGCCCCGAGCCGCGGGCGGCAGCAGCCACGCCCCCGCGGCCCGGGUCCGCGUCCCGCCGCCGCGCCCGCAGGGUCCGCGUCCAGAGCCCCUCUCUCGCGGCCGUCCGCCGGGGGCCCGCCCCGCCGCCGCCAAACCCUCCUCCGGACACCCCGCCGGUCCGCUGGCCCCUGGGCGCGGGCGCUCGCUCUGCCUCCCGUCCCGGCGCGGGCGCUGCUGCCCUAUCGGUGCGGGAGAUCGCCGCGGCGCUGUGGCGAAUGCAGCCGCCGCAGGCGCCGCCGCCGGGGCGUGGGACUGGGACGGCGCGACGGAGUAGGGCUCAGUCCAGUUCAAAGCGCCCACACACGCCUGACCAUUGUCAGCAAUAUAAAGCAGUUAUCCAGGGCAGGACAGGGAAUAGGACUGUUAGCAAUGCCCCACAUGAGAUGGAAGCUCAUUCUGCAGUGCGUCAAAUAGAAACAGAAAUGGCAACAAAGUGGAACCAUCAAUUCAUGAAAGCUUCCCAGGGUGCAGAUUAUGAUUACAUUGAACACAAUCAGAGGGAUGCUGGUGGAGAAAUCUAUUCACUGAGGGAGGAGCUUAUGGUGGCUCAGGACCGGAUUCAUGAGCUUGAAGCAGAGUGUCGAUCUACAAAGAAGCAGCUUGAUCACUUGGCGAAGAAUAUUGCAGAGGAAAAGGCUUCUUUGAAGAGCAGGGAACAUGAUAAGUUUCACCACAUCUUAGAUGCUGUUAAGGAAGAACUGAACCGGGAGAGGAAACAGCGACAGCGGGCAGAAACGCUGAAUUCCAAACUGCACAAUGAUCUAUCUGAGAUGAAGUUUGCUGCAAAGCGUUAUUUGCAAGAUUAUGAGAAGGAGAGGAAGGCACGGGUGCUCAUGGAAGAGGUUUGUGAUGAAUUAGCGAAGGAGAUCGCAGAAGACAAAGCUGAGGUUGAGGCUAUGAGAAGUGAAUCGAUGAAGAUCAAAGAUGAAUUGGAGGAAGAGAAGAAGAUGCUCCAGAUGGCUGAGGUUUGGCGUGAAGAGAGGGUACAAAUGAAGCUGGUUGAUGCAAAGCUGACACUUGAGAAUAAGUAUUCCCAGCUGAGCAAUCUUCAGUAUGAACUUGAGGAUUUCCUUCGUUCCCAACCAGGCUGUAAUAUAGAAAAAGGAACAGUAAGGGAAGCAGAGAGGCUCAAAGAAGCAAUCUGCUCUUCGGUGAUAAAUGGUAUCAAGGAGUUCUCUUACAAGCCCCCUCCUCCUUCAGAAGACAUUUUUGCUGUAUUCGAAGAACUCAAGCAAAGAGAAGAUACUGCUGAGAAGGUGAUUGUGCAAUGUAACGGAAAUAGGCCCAAGAGUCGUGCAUCAAGAGCCCAUACAGCUAGUCUUGAAACAGACAUGUUCUUGGAGAAUCAGCCAAGCAGAUAUUGCAAUCAGCCUCGCACCCAAAAUGAGGCGGCAGAAGAUGAUAGUGGAUGGGAAACUGUAAGCGAAGUUGAGGAGAAUGGGUGUAGUAAUUCACCAGGAGGAAGUGAACCGUCUGUAAAUGGCUUCUGUGGAGAAAACGAUGCUUCCGUGAGUGGAACUGAUUGGGAUGAAAACUGUGACAAUGAUCAGGCACAUAGUGAGAUCAGUGAAGUUUGUUCAACAACAGCAGGCAGGUCUCGGAGUAAAAGGUCAUUCGUCGGACUAUGGAGAUCAUCAAACACUGUCGACCAAAAGAAAAUGGGAUCCAAUACACUCAAUGGUAGAUCAUCAAAUGGCAGGAUGUCAAAUGUCACUGAAUCUCCUGACCUGAAGAACAGUGAGGUUUGUGACAGUCCGCACAUCACAGGGCAAUGGAGGCCGGACCUGCUAAACCCGGACAUUGUUCGAGCUAUAAAAGGAUGCAUCGACUGGCCCCGAGGAGUGCAGAAGCACAGCUUGAAGUCCAAGAUUUUGGAGGCAAGGAUUGACAACAGUAAGGUCCAGCUGCGCCAAGCAUUGAAGCAGAAGAUAUAG
Miscanthus lutarioriparius is the source of this 2022-nucleotide messenger RNA. Lineage: Eukaryota; Viridiplantae; Streptophyta; Magnoliopsida; Poales; Poaceae. The record is from the annotation of a GenBank genome assembly.